GUUUGUCUACUGUCUAGUAUGACAACAAAUGUCAUGUGAAAUGUCAAAGUAAAAAAAAAAAUGCGAAUGAUCUGUUUAUUUUUCACUUUCCUUGCUUUUGUCUUUGUUAGUGAAUUUUAGUCAUAAUCAAAAUAUUUUGGUGAUUCCAUAAAAAUAUGUUAAAAGAUGGAUGCCGUGUUUGAUAUUUGUUACCUAUCUUCUGAAGGUAACAGCGUAGAACCUGAUGAUAUCCCCAAAACAAAGGAAAAUGUUUGGAUCCUCGGCAAGAAAUACAGCGCUGUUCAAGAUUUGGAUCGUAUAAGGCGUGACAUUAGUUCUAUAAUUUGGUGUACUUAUAGAAAAGGUUUCGUUCCAAUUGGAGAUGAAGGCUUAACCUCAGACAAAGGCUGGGGAUGCAUGUUAAGAUGUGGUCAAAUGGUUCUUGGUGUAGCCCUGGUCAGAAUCCAUUUAUGUGAUGAUUGGGUAUGGACUCCAGAUACAAGGGACCCCACAUACUUAAAAAUAAUACAACGAUUUGAAGAAAGAAAACAAGCUCCAUAUUCAAUUCAUCAAGUAGCUUUAAUGGGAGCUUCAGAAGGCAAAGAAGUGGGUCAAUGGUUUGGACCAAAUACUAUAGCGCAAGUGUUAAAAAAAUUGGUUGUUUUUGACAAAUGGAGUUCAUUGGCUAUCCAUGUAGCAUUAGAUAAUACAGUUGUGAGGGAAGAUAUCUUGCAACAAUGUAUAGUGAAUAAUGAUAGGGGUGACUCUUCAUCAGCACCAGAUGUCGGGAUAGUGUCAGACUGGAUGCCAUUAUUGUUGAUUAUUCCCCUAAGACUAGGCCUCAGUGAAAUAAACCCUAUUUAUUUAAAUGGACUCAAGAUAUGCUUUCAAUGCCCACAAUCAAUUGGCGUAAUAGGAGGUAAACCUAAUCAAGCUUUGUAUUUGAUUGGCUGUGUAGAAGACGAAGUCAUUUAUCUGGAUCCCCAUACAACUCAGAGAUCUGGAUUGAUUGAGGUAAGAAAAUAUUGCAUUUAAAAAAAAUCAGUUAAACUAAAAUAUUUGUUCAAUGGAAACAUGAAUUUAAACGUGUGAUCUCAUAAAUAAGUUAUAUACCAUAAAUACGUUUUUUUCAAUGAAUAUUUCCUAAAUGACAGAGCCUGUCAUAAUGUGAUAGCUAUAUUUAUGUUAGCUGUUAUAUACAAUUUAAAAAAAUUCAUGAAUUUGAACAUUUACAGAAUAAAUUCACUGAUGAACAAAAAGAAAUGGACUGUUCUUAUCACUGUAAAUAUGCUUCCCGAAUACCAAUGCUCACGAUGGAUCCCUCUGUUGCCGUGGUAAGUAUUUUAAAAUUGUUUGUUAGCUCUUAAGUACAUUUUUUACUAAGCGAUAUAGUAAUAUUAGUAAAUAUGUGAGGUAUUCUACCAAAAAAUAGGACGCAUUUGUACUAUUAACUACUAUAUUUAUAUGGGAAUAUAAAAUAGUGUUUAUAUUAUGGAACAAGUGAUAAGUCAAGGUUUUAUUUAUAAUGCCUAUAUGAAAUUGCAAAAUUUGAUGACCACAAAUAUGUUGUGAAAAAAAAAGAAACUUGUAAAACUGAUUUCUAACAUCAAAAUUU
Molecule: messenger RNA, 1594 nt
Organism: Diatraea saccharalis (sugarcane borer)
Lineage: Eukaryota; Metazoa; Arthropoda; Insecta; Lepidoptera; Crambidae
Source: the annotation of a GenBank genome assembly